Anopheles coustani is the source of this 1884-nucleotide messenger RNA. RefSeq names its product probable maltase. Gene Ontology annotation, biological process: carbohydrate metabolic process. The coding region runs from base 4 to 1743 and encodes 579 amino acids. Lineage: Eukaryota; Metazoa; Arthropoda; Insecta; Diptera; Culicidae. The record is from RefSeq and is a predicted model, not a curated record. The transcript has 3 exons.
AAAAUGUGGAAAAUUCUUUCUAUUGCUGUUGUGUUGUGCGUCUCUGCCGUUGUCGCCGACGAGCACUGGUGGCAGCAUGCCAAUUUUUAUCAAAUCUAUCCGAGAUCGUUCAAAGACAGUGACGGCGACGGAGUGGGAGAUUUACGAGGAAUUAUGGAAAAAGUAACCUAUUUGCGCCACGAACUUGGUGUCGAUGCAAUUUGGUUGUCCCCGAUUUUCAAAUCGCCUAUGGCAGACUUUGGAUAUGAUAUCUCCGACUUUCGAGAUAUCCAUUCAGAGUUCGGCACGGUUUCGGAUUUGGAAGCCCUAGCUCAAAAAUGCACAGAAGAAGGUCUUAAACUUAUAUUGGACUUUGUUCCCAACCACAGCAGUGACGAGAGUGAGUGGUUUCAAAAAUCAGCAAGUAACGAUUCAACCUACAGUGAUUAUUACGUGUGGCAUGAGGGAAAAAUACUGGACAAUGGAACUCGAGUGCCGCCAUCAAAUUGGAUUAGCGUUUUUCGCGGGCCAGCAUGGGAGUGGAAUGAGCAGCGUGGAGCGUACUAUUUGCAUCAGUUCCUAGUGAAGCAACCUGAUCUCAACUAUCGUCACCCGGCAUUGGUAGAAGAAAUGAAGGAAGUACUGAACUUCUGGCUGGAAAAGGGAGUACAUGGUUUUCGGAUUGAUGCCGUGCCUUAUCUAUUUGAAUCCUUGCCAGUAAAUGGAGUGUACCCGGAUGAAGUAAAAAGCGGCACUACUGACGACCCGGACAAUCCGAACUAUUUGAUUCAUACGUAUACUCAAAAUUUGGAUGAAACAUUCGAUAUGGUUUACCAAUGGAGAGCAGUAGUAGAUGAGUAUAAGCAGCUCCACAACACAGAAGAUAUAGUUUUGAUGGCCGAAGCCUACACCCCUUUAGAUAACAUCAUUCGCUUGUUCGGCAACGCUAUUUCUGAAGGAGCACAUAUUCCAUUCAAUUUUGAAGUCCUGAGCAAUACUUUCAAGGAUACCACCGGAAAGCAGUUCUACGACAACAUCAACCGAUGGCUUACUGUUGUGCCAUCAAAUCGCUUUUCAAAUUGGGUGCUUGGAAAUCACGAUAACCGACGAGUAUCGUCUCGGUUGGGGGUGGCACGUGCAGAUUUGUAUCAAAUAGCGCUAAACGUACUCCCUGGCAUUGCUGUAACAUAUAACGGAGAUGAGUUAGCGAUGGAAGAUGUGUACAUUUCGUGGGAUGACACUAUCGAUCCUGCGGCAUGCAAUUCUAACCCCAAAGAUUAUUUGCUCUAUAGCCGGGAUCCAGCUCGAACUCCCUUCCAGUGGGAUGAUUCCAUCAGCGCUGGGUUCUCCACUAAUCGCACAACGUGGCUGCCAGUGGCAUCAAACUAUAAGACCCUUAACUAUAAGGCACAAAAAGCCGCACCGCGUUCGCAUGUGAAAAUAUUCAAGGCUCUUUUGCGAUUGCGCAAACAGCGCACACUACGCGAAGGAACAAUGGAGAUGCAAAUGAUCGAUGAUAACAUCAUUGUCAUCAAGCGCCAUCUAGACACCGUGAGCACUAUUGUGGCCGUGUUAAACUUCAACAAAAUCACAAAGAACAUUAAACUAUCAGCGGUUUUUACCGGGCUCCCAGCUGCCUUUGAAGUGAUUACCUCAUCGUUGCAAACCAAUUACAUCGACGGAUCUAUUGUGGGUAGAGAUGAAAUCGCGUUGCCCGCGGAUGCCGCAAUCGUCUUGGAAGGCAGCACAUCAAAUGGUGUAUAAAAUGAAAUGUUGUUUGUGGCAAUUAUUACUAGAAAAUCAUCACAAUUAUUUACAAAAUUUAUUCUUGCUGUACUACCUGCAUAUGAUGCACUCGCUUACAGGUUACAAAACCACAAGAACAUAGUAAUUGAAUAAAUACUU